AUUCGCGGCACAGAGCGCCUCCCGAUCAGUCGGGCCGGCGAACCGAACAACUAGGACCGCGCGCGCAAGCAGCGGUUGUUGUGAGCAGCAUGCCGCGCGCCGCAGUCCUGCUGGCGCUUGCGGCCGUGCUCCUCGCAGCUGAGUGGGCGCAUGCGUCCUAUAUAGACCCUGGCGAUGAGGAUAUGGAGAUCAAUCUAGCUGAUUACGGGGACGAUCCAGCGGACUUGCAGAUGCUGCAAGACGUUGGCAAACGUUCGUCGCUGAUCUACGUUUUCAGGCGCGCCUGUAUCCGUCGGGGGGGCAACUGCGAUCAUCGCCCAGGCGACUGCUGCCACUCGUCAUCCUGCCGCUGCAAUCUUUGGGGCUCCAACUGUCGCUGCCAGAGGAUGGGCCUCUUCCAAAAGUGGGGAUAGGCAGCCCCAAAACCGACGGUGCCUUUGAAGCGGCGACCAUCUCCCGCCAGCCGACUUGACCGCCGCUCCAUUGGCCCGCGCGACAACUAUUGCGUUCAUACACCGGACCCGUUGCGUUUCAAAAUCACCUAUUCUCAUUUCCAACACCCUAUUUCGGUCUGUUUCACCCUCUUUUUUGUUUUUAACGUCCAAUUUUGAGCUAUCGCUUAGAGAGAUUCAAAAAUCGAAAACAGGGACCUAGAUUUUAGUUUGGGGAAAUAUUUUUGGACCUUAUUGAAUUUACAAAAAUUUUAGGGAUGCUAUUCAUUUCGUAUUUUAGACUUUCGCAUCGCAUAUUAUUUUCGCAUUCUUAAUAGAUUUAUCUGAUCGUGCCGAGCGUCCGCUUACGGGGUUGGGCAAUCACCCAGCCUUAUUGCCCAAUCCGUACGCCCUGACGAUAUGCUCGGCCGAUCGGAUCCGGCCAACUGCCCCUGGCGACCAGUUCUUGGUGAACAAUUUUAAUUUAGAAUUCUUCUUUUACUGCCAACGAACCUCUCGCCAUGGUGGCAGUUGAAUUCAGCAAUGUAUGUAUGUAGAGAUAAGUAAGCUAAUGUAGAACAAGCAGUAGUAGCUAAAUUGAUGGUAAACUUAUGUCAAUAGUUAGUAGCGAAUACAAAAAUAGUAAAAAAAUAAAUAUAUGAAUGUAACUUUUAAAAUAAAUGUUCUAGCUAUUUAAGAGACUAACGGUAAAAAACUUGGUGAAAGACGCUGUAAUAAGCCUUUAUAUUAAAUAAACAACGCCACUUGUAUUUGCGAUUGGCAAAUUAGUUUAUAAAAUACAUAUUAACAUGUCAUAAUAAUUAAAUAAAACGAAUCUUUAAUGUACUCUGUGUGACUCUCGGACAGGAGGUAUGAUAAUGCAGCCUAGUAGAAUCUUCUAUGAUUAUGUAGCUUCUUAUAAAGUACGUUCCUGAUUAUGGAAUAUGAUAAUUGUAAUAUUACUGAUAUUGGAAUAUGGAAAACUAUAAAUUAUAUAAAUAAAUGUUUAUGGAUGAAACA
Messenger RNA from Diatraea saccharalis (sugarcane borer), 1451 nucleotides. Lineage: Eukaryota; Metazoa; Arthropoda; Insecta; Lepidoptera; Crambidae. The record is from the annotation of a GenBank genome assembly.